Lactuca sativa (garden lettuce) is the source of this 1338-nucleotide messenger RNA. The record is from RefSeq and is a predicted model, not a curated record. Lineage: Eukaryota; Viridiplantae; Streptophyta; Magnoliopsida; Asterales; Asteraceae.
AUGGAUUUCGCUGAUCAGCUUCCCUCCUACUAUCGAUUCCGUCCUACAGAUUCAGAGCUCAUUGUAGACUACCUGAACGCCAAGAUCGAAUCAAGAGAGCCCGCCAAGUGCCGGUUACACGAGGUCAAUAUUUACAACCACAUGCCGGAAGAACUCGCAGAAACAUAUCGGUCCCACGAGAAGAAAUGGUAUUUUCUGACUUCUCGGGAUCGAAAGUACCCAAGAGGGAAUCGACCUAAUAGAGGUGUACUCGGAAAACAUGGGUACUGGAAGACUACUCAAGUACAAAAGCCGGUGUAUGAUGCCACGUCUGGAGAAAUGGUUGGCUACAAGGGAUCUCUUGCGUUUUUUGAUGAGAAUGACGACAAAACUAUGUGGCUAAUGCAUGAAUAUACAACAAACGAACCCAAUCUUCCUUUUGAAAACGGAGACAAGUUGAACGAAUGGGUGCUGUGCAAGAUUUAUCAGAAUCCAAAGGAGGUGAUGGAAGAACCCAACAUACCACUGCCCAAGAGACGAAGAGUAUUAAAAAAGAAUGAAAUGAGCUUUUCAAAUCACCAACCCGAACAAGUUGACGUUCAAGAAACUAAUAUCUAUUCAGAUUCCUGUGUUGAUCAGAUGGUGACACCUUCCCACGAUCAGUCUGCUCACAUAUGGAAUCUGUUUACUUCGAUUGCAAGCAACGGUUGUCAAAUUUCUGAUCAUAGUGCUUCAAGUUAUGUUUCUAAUAUUGGACCACCUGCUUCCUCCUCACAACCGCUUGAUGAUGGUGCUUACAAAACGCCUACUAGUGAGCAUGGCUUGAAUUCGAUACAACCAGUGCGAAUAAGGGAGUCAUGUUAUCAGAAGAAUAUGCUUUCCUCGACUAAUGCAUUCGACGAUUUUCUGUUUUCAAAUGGUGCUUUGAAUUCUUCUUCUAUGGAACCACUUGAUUGCAGUGGCUACCCACCGGUCUUGGUUCAAAGUUCUUAUGACAAUGCGCCAACCAUAGUCGACGUGCAAAAUUUUUGGGACCAAUCCGCUCAAGGUGAUGCCACUGCUCCUGUUGAAGUUGAAUUGAGCUCGGAAAGUGUGGACAGAUUUAUAGAACAAUCCAUGGGGGUGCCUCACGAUGAUGCUGCUACUGAAGAUUUUCAUUUUCGUCAUAGUUGCAAGGCAACAAUAUCUUCUCCUUUUGAAGUUGAAUGGAGCUCAGAGAGUAUGGACAGAUUUAUAAAACAAUAUUGUAUGGGGGUGUCUCAAGAUGAAGAUGCUAAAGAUUCGAAAACCCAACUCAACUUCCAAACUGGUUCGAAUCAUUACAUGGUGGAUGUAUGUCACGACGAUACUGCUGAUUAG